This is a messenger RNA of Postia placenta MAD-698-R-SB12, 1263 nucleotides long. RefSeq lists its product as hypothetical. The record is from RefSeq and is a predicted model, not a curated record. The transcript is spliced from 3 exons. NCBI's taxonomy places the organism in Eukaryota, Fungi, Basidiomycota, Agaricomycetes, Polyporales, Adustoporiaceae. Bases 1 to 1263 code for a protein of 420 amino acids.
AUGCCGCUGGCCUUGCUUGACUCCUUCCGUGGGCUUCUCCAUUGUCUCCUGCCAGGAACCGUGCGAGGUCAUCCGGAUGGAUCAACCAGAUCAUACAACGGCGAAACGGCACCGUUGAUGCAUGGUCUGCAAGACGACCUGCGGAAAGCGAAAGAAGAUGGCGAUGUCUGGAAGAGGCGUGCAGACGAGGAACGAGAAAGCAAGCGGCAAAGCGAGGCCGCAUAUUCAGAUCUACAGCGGCGGUAUAAUAGCUUGAAGGAGACAGUGCGCGCCAUAGAGACUGAGACAGUGGUCUUGCGCGAGCGCGCGGACACGCUAAAGGUGGUGGAGGAGGAGCUACGGAUGACAAAACACCUCCUUCGCAGCCAGGAGCAGCAAAACACCACGCUGCAAGCCAUACACGUCAAGACAACCGCCCUCCUCGAGACGCGCAGCGCCGAGCUGCACGACGCGCAACAAUACCUGACGAAGGCGGACCAGCUGUCCGACGCCGACAUCCUCCGCGUUGUCGAACAAUUGAACUCCGAGAUCAUGCAGGCCGGAUCGGGCGCAGUCGAUACCGCCAUCCCCACCGAGCUGGUCGGCGCGAAGAUGGCCGAGCUGCUGCAGGUAGUGCCCCAUAGCGACGACACGUUCUGUGUCCAGCUUGCGCUGCAAGCGGCGUUGGUGACACUUGCGAGAUGGAUCGUCGCGAAAUGGAUUUUAUGGCCCGACUGCGACGACGGUGACAUCAGAGGCAUAUAUGAGGGCAUUAGAAUGAAUCAAAGCCAGGCGGUCGCGGGCAGGUGGCGUGCUCUCACGCGCGCGCACGCAAAGACGUUGCGGGACCACGACGCUGGGGCGGAGCUGCACAAGAAUCUCACGGUCUAUGUCGCCCACAUCCUCGCGCUUGCGGGAGCGCAGGGCAGUCCCGAAGAUAUCUUGGGGCUAGUGCAGGCUAGCCACAGUGACCGGCUGCGCUCAUUCGUGAAUGCAUGCCUUCACAUUCACAAGGCCAUCGGCGAGGAACUUACCUCCGCAGACUUCGAGACCGUAGCUGGAGCGUGCGGAGCGCGUUUUGAAGCGGGGUCCAUGAAGGACGAGUGGGGAGGGUCGACGGACGAGAGUGAGGAAGGGACGGUCCUGUGCACGACUGCGAUGGGCUUGCGGCGCGUCGAGAAGCGGGACGGAGGUGAGAUAAAUAGCAUUAUGCUGCUGAAGCCUGGUGUCGCCCUCGAUAGCGUCGUAAAGGAGAUGACGUGCACGGAGAGGGACCUGAUGUGA